This is a messenger RNA of Cordyceps militaris CM01, 2034 nucleotides long. RefSeq names its product nucleoporin Nsp1, putative. Bases 1 to 2034 code for a protein of 677 amino acids. The record is from RefSeq and is a predicted model, not a curated record. Gene Ontology annotation, cellular component: nuclear pore; nuclear pore central transport channel. Gene Ontology annotation, molecular function: phospholipid binding; structural constituent of nuclear pore. NCBI's taxonomy places the organism in Eukaryota, Fungi, Ascomycota, Sordariomycetes, Hypocreales, Cordycipitaceae. Gene Ontology annotation, biological process: RNA export from nucleus; protein import into nucleus. The transcript has 2 exons.
AUGGCUUCACCGUUUGCGUUUGGGACUCCAGCAUCGAGCGGCGCGGCGAACAACAACACAACAUCUUCGGCACCUGCAUCCGGAGGAAUAUUUGGCUCGGCGGGCGGUAGUGGCGGUGCUACGGCACCCACGUUUGGAUUUGGCACCAGCAAUACAGGCAGCGCACCCAAACCGAGCAGCGUCUUCGGAGCGCCGGCAUCUACAAGUCCCGCGACGCCAUCGGGGGUUUUUGGUGGCGCUUCCACGACACCUGCCCCCGCUAGUGGUAUCUUCGGCGCGAAAUCUGCGACCGGAGCGUCUAGUUUGUUUGGUGGUGGCGGCGCUGCCUCUGCCGCCCCUGCAUCGGGUGGACUGUUUGGCAGUGCGAGCAAUGCCGCAGAAAAGCCCGCCGUAAACAUUUUUGGAAGUGUCGCCUCUACACCGACUACCGCUGCCGGAGGUGGUUUGUUUGGCCAAGCUGUAUCGUCGAGCCAAGGCCAAGCUGCCACUACUACAACUGCUCCUGCGGCUUCAGGAGUAUUUGGCGGCGGUGCUACCGCGACUCCCACGUCAUCUGCUCCUACAUUUGGAAGUAACCUGGCUGUACCAGGCAUGGGUGCGGCUGCUGCUACACCUGCUAAACCCAUGUUUCCACUCUCAUCGACAACUCCCGCUGGCGCCCCGCCUGCUGCUGGCGGCGCUGCGGGCGGGCUUUUUGGUGGUGGUGGUGGUGGUGGAAUGUUUGGAGCAAAGUCCAGCAGCACUGAUGUCGCGGCGACGCCUACUACGACGGCAAGCACCGGGAUUUUUGGCAGUCAAAAGACCGCACCUAGCACCGGAGGUAUCUUCGGUGCUGCGAAGCCCGCUGCUGGUGCACCUUCAUCUGGUCUGUUCGGAAAUGCCGCUGGAGGUACUGCUACUACACAGGCCGCAGCUGCCCCUGCCAUAGGCGCAUCGACCGGAGCCCUCUCUAUGUUUGGCGCCAAACCUGCAGCUGCGUCUACGUCCGCUGCAACUACUCCCACAACCGCGACCGCGCCCCCCAGCUCGGGAAAUCUUUUUGGCGGUGGUGGCACCGCUACCACGACUGCCGCGGCGCCUGCUGCAGCGACAGCAUCAACCGCUGGUGGUUUAUUUGGCGCUAAACCUGCUGCCACCACGGCUGCGGCCCCAGCAGUAACUACCACCGCUGGUGCUGUCUUUGGCGGCGUGAAGCCUGCCACGGCCUCGACACCGACUUCCACCGCCAUACCGGGUUCGACGGCCACGGCCGCUGGCGCCUCUGCCUUGUUUGGUGGAGCUAAGCCAGCUACAGAUACUGCGAAACCCGCCACUCAAACACCGACAAUCGCGGCUUCUACCAGUGCACUUGGUGCCUCUACCACCGGACCACCCUCGCAAAUCGCCCGACUCAAGAACAAGACCAUGGAGGAUAUUGUCACUCGAUGGGCAUCGGACUUGACCAAGUAUAAGAAGGAAUUCAAGGAGCAGGCAACAACGGUGGCUACCUGGGACAGAAACCUGGUGGAAAAUGGUGAAAAGAUCCAGAAACUGUACAUGGACACGUAUGAGGCUGAGCGCGCCAGCCACGAAAUUGAGAGACAGCUCGCUGCGGUGGAAAGCCAACAGGAAGAACUGGAAGCUUGGCUCAGCCGCUAUGAGUCGGAAGUUCAGGAUAUGUUUGCCAAGCAGCUUGGACCCGGCGAGCAUUUGGCGGGGCCGGAUCAAGAACGCGAGCGCACAUACAAGCUGGCUGAGAAGCUCACACAACAGCUGGAUGAAAAGUGUCGCGAUCUGUCCAAGAUGGUCAAGGAGAUCAACGAGAUUUCGGGAACUCUGAGCAAGGGCGCCAAGGCCGAGGACCCGCUGAGCCAAAUCGUGCGCGUUCUCAACGGCCACCUGACACAGCUACAGUGGAUCGACGCCAACGCGACGGCGCUACAAGCCAAGGUGACGUCGGCGCAAAAGACUAACAAUGGCAUGGCCAACAAUUAUGCGGGCGUGGAGAGCGACGCGGCUGAGGGCUUCUAUCGUGCGUACACGGGACGCCGGUGA